AUGAUGAUGUCCCUAUUGUACAAGCCCUUUAUCCAUCAGAAUAGCAGACGGACCUUUACUUCUCUGAGCUCUUUUAGUCCCCUAAGAACACUGCUCCCACAAAAUCAUGCUCAAAGAUUGAUCGGGUUACCACACAAUCAACUUCAAUCUGGCCAGUCUAUUCUACAUCAAAUUUCUUUCCCAUUUGGAUUGAACAUUCAAAGAAGGUGGAAGUCCAGGGGAAAUACCUUCCAACCAAGCACUCUUAAGAGAAAAAGAAGGAUAGGAUUCCUUGCGAGGGCCAGGAGUAAGCAAGGAUCCAAAAUUUUGCAACGCAGAAAGGCAAAAGGUAGGUGGUAUUUGACUCAUUAA
Zygotorulaspora mrakii is the source of this 351-nucleotide messenger RNA. It is a transcript of the gene MRX14, whose product is annotated as mitochondrial 54S ribosomal protein bL34m. Gene Ontology annotation, cellular component: mitochondrial large ribosomal subunit; ribosome. NCBI's taxonomy places the organism in Eukaryota, Fungi, Ascomycota, Saccharomycetes, Saccharomycetales, Saccharomycetaceae. Gene Ontology annotation, molecular function: structural constituent of ribosome. Gene Ontology annotation, biological process: translation. The record is from RefSeq and is a predicted model, not a curated record. The transcript has a single exon. Bases 1 to 351 code for a protein of 116 amino acids.